Ambispora leptoticha is the source of this 1140-nucleotide messenger RNA. The record is from the annotation of a GenBank genome assembly. NCBI's taxonomy places the organism in Eukaryota, Fungi, Glomeromycota, Glomeromycetes, Archaeosporales, Ambisporaceae.
AUGAAAAUUAUAAUUCCCUUUGCAUUCGCUGUUCUCGGUAUAUUCACUAGCUCAAUAAUUGCUGACGGCAACAAUGAUAAAAAUUCGCGAAUCCCUGUGAUUAUUGACACAGAUGGUGACUCGGAUGAUUUCCUUGCGAUUCUUUACGCACUUAAAUCCAAGGAGCUUGAUGUACGAGGCGUUACUUACCAAGGGGAUGGAUGGUCCCAUGCAGCUUCGGCACAAAAUAUUGUUGAUAUCAUCGACGAUAUUUAUUCUGGAAAGAACAUUCCUGUAAUACUUGGUGCUGAUUAUAGUCUCUACGAAUCUGACAGAAAUCCUAACACUUUAGGUACUCCAGGUUGUACUUAUCAGAAAUCGGUCCCGGAAGGUGCAGGCGGAAGACGUGAUACCGAUUUGCUAUACGGGCUCAACCGAAAACUCAGACUAUCAAAUCGAUUAUGGUAUGACGCAGUUAAAGGGUUUAAUAUCACCCAGAACCUUGCUGACCUUAUCGACUCUACAAUUAACCAAACUGGCAAGAAACCCACAAUCAUAGGAACGGGUCCAGCUACCAAUAUCGCUACGUUUCUACGUGCCUUCCCAACUUACACCACAAAAAUUGAACGAUUCGUAUGGCUGGCCGGAGCUUUAGAUGUUCCUGGAAACUUGUUUAGCGUGCCAAAUAAUACUCGUGCCGAAUUUAAUAUUUACCUUGACUGUGUUGCUGCUCAAGAAGUUUUAAACUCUGAUCUAAAAAUCACUUUGGCACCCCUUGACUUUACAGAUCAAACACCGCUCAACACUUCUUUCUUUGACAAACUCUCAAAGCUUAAAAGCUUCUACGGAAAAUUUGUGUAUCAACUUUUAUUUAUUAUACGUGCAACAUGGUUUGGUGGGGAUCCUGCAUUCUUUAGUGGUUAUUUUCUCUGGGAUCCUAAAGCAGUUGCUAUUGUUAAAAAUAUUGGUGUCGCAAAGGUUGUGUCAAAUCGCACAUUAGCUAUUACCUGUACUGGAGACGUGAAUUAUGAUGGUCAGUUUGUAAGAUCUCAACUCAUGACUAAAGCAGAUCUUACAAUUGCCCUUGUUCCUAUUAUUAGUAACCCUGUUGACAAUUCUCCAUUUUUCCAAGAUUUCCUCAGUGUAAUCGAUAGCGAUUAA